This is a messenger RNA of Bombyx mori (domestic silkworm), 3080 nucleotides long. It is a transcript of the gene fkh, whose product is annotated as silk gland factor-1. NCBI's taxonomy places the organism in Eukaryota, Metazoa, Arthropoda, Insecta, Lepidoptera, Bombycidae. Gene Ontology annotation, biological process: cell differentiation; regulation of transcription by RNA polymerase II; anatomical structure morphogenesis. The record is from RefSeq and is marked provisional. Gene Ontology annotation, molecular function: RNA polymerase II cis-regulatory region sequence-specific DNA binding; protein domain specific binding; transcription factor binding.
CUGGCCGGCGUGCACGCGCGGGUGAUGCGCUAGCCAUGAUCUCGCAGAAGCUUUCGUACGGCGACGUGCCGACGUCGGCGUCGCUGUCCUCGCUGUCGCCGGGCCUCGCGCCGCCCUACGUUAACGGUAUGGGCUGCAUGCCGGCGCAGCCCUAUCCGAAUCUAUACUCCAACAACAUGGUCGCGGGCGGCUCGUGUAUGGGCUCCCCGAGUGUCGGCUACUCGCCGCCCAGCACCAUGGCCUCCUGCAUGGGCGGCGCCGGCGCCGUGCCCUACGGCUCCUUGCCGCGAGAGCAGGAGGCCGCCUCACCCACCUCAGCGCUGCAGCGGGCCCGCAACGACAAGACGUACCGCCGCUCCUACACGCACGCGAAGCCGCCGUACUCCUACAUAUCGCUCAUCACGAUGGCUAUCCAGAAUAAUCCUUCACGCAUGCUGACGCUCUCCGAAAUCUACCAGUUCAUCAUGGAUCUGUUCCCUUUCUACAGACAAAACCAGCAGCGCUGGCAGAACUCGAUCCGACAUUCGCUGUCCUUCAACGACUGCUUUGUGAAAGUGCCGCGCACGCCGGACAAGCCCGGAAAAGGUUCCUUUUGGACGCUACAUCCUGACAGCGGGAACAUGUUCGAAAACGGUUGUUUCUUGCGACGUCAGAAACGAUUCAAGGACGAGAAGAAAGAGACAUUGAGACAGGCCCAGAAGGCGCAGCAGACGCACGGACACCACGGGGGCUCACACGACAAGCGCGGCGAGCACGGGCACGACAAGAGCGCGCCGCCCGGGCCCGGCGAGGACAAGGAGAUGCGUGACGAGCUCCUGGCCCAGCUGCACGCCGCGCCCGAGCUCUGUCUGCCGGAGCACACGCCGCUCGCCCUCGAGCACUACGCGCAGCUCAAGCAGGAGCCGAGCGGGUACGCGCCGGCGCAGCACCCGUUCAGCAUCACCCGCCUGCUGCCCGGCGCCGACACCAAGGCGGAUCUCAAGAUGUACGACGUGAACUAUGGAUACGGGCACUCGCCGGCGGAUAACUACUACCAGUCGCCGCUGUACCACCAUCACCACGCGCACGCGCAGCCGCCCUUGUGACAAUACCCCCUGGCGUAGGCCGUCCGCCGCGCGCCCUCGUGGUGCGUGCCGCAGGACGAGUCCGCCGCGCCAUAGCCCAGCCGCCGCCGCAGCCGCCGCCGGGCCGCACAACCCGACAAUCUCAUCAAUGAUAUUGGACUCCAAGUGAGCGUUACGUGUUCUGGUGAUAUUACCUACGGAGCGGUCGCGCUCGCCCGAGGACCCUGUAUAUUUGUGUAUAUAUUUGAGUUAACGAAGAGUCCGUCGUUGUGUGCAUUUCAUUCCUAGAUAGAUGUUUAGUGCACGCGGAAGGCUGAGGGCGAGCGCCGACCCGCGAUUCUAGGCCUAAAUCUUAUGUCGAACUUUCGAGAAAGUGUCCUUUAUAGUCAUUAUAUUCGACUCUAAUUUGUACACUCCGACUUUUAGGACUUUUAAAACAUGCCGGCAGUUAGUUCUCAUGUAGUAACGGACGCGUGUAACAGAGGAAGUAAUGCGAUCGAUACCUUAUCGGUUAUCGCUCGUUUCGCUUAUCUAUCGAUAUUUAGAUAAUAAGCUUAAUAUUUGUUUGUGUAUCGCGUUGAUGUCUUUUAUUAAGUAAACAAACAAAUUAAGUUCAUUUAAAUUCUAAACACAUUAAUGUAUAGAAAAGAGAGAAAAAAACAGCGACUUCUUCAUUCAAAUCUAUAAGUACUAUUUACAAUAUAACUGAUGAUCAACUUAAAAGAUAAUUCAAAAAAAAAGGUUACUAUUGAAAUUCGAAUCAACAAAAUGUCCUCGAGUGUACAAUUUGGAGGAUAAUGACGUCAUAUCGUGGACGUAUGUACUGUGCAAUGUGUAUGAAAUAUGUAUAAAAAAUAAUAAUAAUAACGAAAAAUAUUAAUUAAAAUUAUAUUAAUUAUUUAGAUAGGGACAAAAAUUGAAUUUAAUUUGUACUCGACCAUCGCGUAUAUAAGAUUUGUAUAUAUAGUUCGUAAGUUAUGGUGUUUGGUGUAAGGUAGGUACCUAUCUUGGCUUCUGCAAGUAAUGUACAUUGAAAAUUUAAGUGAUAUUUCAUUGUUUUUUUUUUUAGCAUCAAAGCUUUUGACGAAAAGGCAUCUGAGGAAAAUUAUUUCUUUUAAGUUUGACACAGUUUAAUUCGGUAUAGUUGUAUUUAGUAUUUCUUCAAUUAUUAUAAUUACAUAGUAUUUUCGUGGUAAAUUUAUAAAAACGGCUUUAAUUAUUGUAAAAAAUACAAAAAAUGGGAUUUGCUUGGUACACCGGACUAGAUAAAUUGUUUACUAAUAAUGAUGGCUACAUUGUAUAUUAAUAGACAGUUUUGAUAUUUUUUUAUAAAAACAAUAUGUCAUUUCCUUAAUCGUUUUCCGUCAAAUAGCUUCACUAUUUAUUGAUAGUAAAAUUCUAGAUGUUUCUAAUGUACUACCAUAGAUUUUGCAUUCACUAAACAUUCAAUUAUCCUUUGAUAUUAAGAAAUGUGAGGUCCUUUAUACAUGUUGUGUCCAUUAAAAAAAAUAACAACAUUUUACUCUCCAAGUACGCAUUGAGGACAUAUCGGAAAGACGCGAUCCCAUAAUAUGCACUCCUAUAUAUAAUCCGAACACUAUUUCUCAAAAGGCAUACCUUAGUAAAGCAUACUUACUAAAUAUAGAAAAAUAUAUUUAACAUAGUUAUUGUCACUUCAGUUUUCAAUGUUCGUUUCCAAUAUAUAUUUAUAUGCAAGCGUUGGUUUAGCAUGUGUAGCAUUACCGUAGAUUGGGCGUGUGAUCAAUCAAUAGUGCGUGUGGCAAAUAAUAUUUAUUGUACGAUAGCUGUGGCGAUUCUCAUAAACUUUCGACUUAAGCAAUAUUUUUUUCUCGAAUUUAAAAAUAAUUUAUGUUUCUAAAAAAAUUUCUCAUCAUAAUAACUAUACUAUUUUAAUUAUUAAUUUCAGUGAAUUAUUGAAAACAUCCUAGUCAUUUUGAGUUUUAUAUUCUUUAUAUAUUUAAUUCGGAAGAAACUAUAAAGCAAUUUUAAUAAAUU